GGACGCGUCCGGCUGCGGGGCCUCACCGCGGCAGCGCCGGCUUGCCCCCGGCUGCCGCUUUCAUUCAUGCUUUCUCCUUCGCCAUCUCCCUCUCUCUCCGAGCGAGUGAAAACAGGAGUGCGCGUGGGCGGCCGCCGAGCGGCUCGCUGUCAGUCAGCCGCCGCGCUGCGAAGAAGGCGAGCGAGGGAGAAGGAGGGGACCAGCUUUCCCCGGCAAGGGGAAGCUCUGUCGGCGCUGCCGCUGCCUGCCGGCCUCGCGGCUCUUCCCGGGGGCAUCCGCAGAGCCUCUCGGCCCGCGUUGGGGGGGGCUGCGGGGAGGCGGCUCCUCGCCCGCUAUCGGCACCUGCCCCCCCCCCCGCCCCUGUCUGGCGGAGGGGUCCGCGCCGCCGGCGGCGCGCGCGUGUGUACGUGUGUCUGCCAGGGGCCGCCGCAGCGGGGAGAGGCGCGAGGCAAGUCGUGACGGCUUCAAUGGCCGUAGCGGCUCCGGGCGGGCGCUGAGCGGCGGGUGCUGCGCGCUGCGGGGCUGAAGGCUUCGCGGGGCGGGGGGUGCGCGGCGCUCAGAGGAUCGCCGACCCCGCCCCGCCGCAGCGAGCGGCUCUGCCUUUGUGCUUCCUCCGCACCUGAGGUGCGAGGCCGGGAAGGGAGAUCAUGUUUCAUUAAAAGUGCUGACGAGAACCCAGAACUCUGAAGACAGCGGUUUUGUGCAAGAUAAGAAUGUUAGAAUGUUCCUUGAAGAAGCUGAUGGAGGAUAGAGCUCUGGCAGUGCAAGAUGACACCAUAAUAUAGUCUGAAAUUCUGCUGCAUUUGAGCAAAAUCUCACUUGCUGCAGCCUAGGACCUCUCUACUCUGCUGUCAUUGCUGUUCUUUCCAUUGCAUCAAAGGUGAUUCGCAGUCAGUAAAAGCAGGUCUUUACAAUCCAGCUGUGAUGGAGUCAAUGGGUGAAGCUCAAGAGCAACAAGAACAGCUGAACGGGAAGGAGCAGUCGCUGAAAACCACCCAGAAAACUGCAUUGCUUGCUUGGGCUGCCUGGUGGAAUGGAUUAAUGACUGGAGACAGCAUGUAUCUGUUUGUCCUCUCUCAGAUACUGCUUCUCUGCAUGAUGCUGUGGUACAGCACUUAUGGGACCAUCUCAGCAGCUCAGAAUGCCUUUGACAUGCUGUUUUACUUGCUUACCCCAUUUGAACAGUUUUUGUCAGAUCAAGGAGGGGAUCUAACUAGAAUUGGGAAUGUUGUGAUAUCGUAUAUCCUACUGUCCUUAGUUUCUCUAGGACUGCUACUUGUUGGAUCUCUGUUUUGGCAUCUGCUCAGAGCUCGUCCAGACCCCCCCUUUCCGCUCCAGGAGGACAGACGCCAAUCUGUGAGCCGGCAGCCUUCGUUCACGUACUCAGAGUGGACAGAAGAUAAAAAUGAGGAUGACUUUCUAGACUUGGAUCCUGUACCAGAGACCCCAGUCUUUGACUGUGUAAUGGACAUUAAAGUGGAGACAGAUCCAGCUACUCUAACAGUUAAAUCCGUGGGCUUGCAAGAAAGGAGGGGUUCCAAUGUUUCACUCACGCUAGAUAUGUGUACCCCAGGCUGUUCUGAGCAAGGUUUUGGCUAUAUCAUGUCACCACGCGAACAGUCAGCGCAAGAAUAUCUCCAGACAGCGUCAAACAUUCUUACUGAAGAAGAACUGCACAAGAAAGCUCUGGAUUCAUUCAUACUCCAGGCAGAAUUCUUUGAAAUUCCAAUGAACUUUGUUGAUCCAAAGGAAUAUGAUAUUCCAGGCCUGGUGCGGAAGAAUCGCUACAAAACAAUUCUUCCAAAUCCUCACAGCAGAGUGUGCCUUACCUCAGCUGAUCAGGACGACCCCCUUAGCUCUUACAUCAAUGCUAACUACAUCAGGGGCUAUGGAGGAGAGGAGAAGGUAUAUAUUGCUACUCAGGGACCGAUAGUUAACACUGUCAGUGAUUUCUGGAGAAUGGUGUGGCAGGAGCGUUCUCCCAUCAUUGUCAUGAUUACCAAUAUAGAAGAGAUGAAUGAGAAAUGCACAGAAUAUUGGCCAGAGGAACAGAUCACCUAUGAAGGAAUAGAAAUCAUAGUUAACCAAGUCAUACAAGCAGAUGACUACCGUUUAAGGCUCAUCACCCUAAAGAAAGGAGAAGAAGUCAGAAACCUGAAACAUUACUGGUACACAUCUUGGCCAGACCAGAAGACACCAGAUCAAGCUCCUCCUCUGUUACAACUAGUACUGGAAGUGGAAGAGGCAAUGCAGAAUGCAGAAGAGAAGAAUGCUCCAGUGAUUGUUCACUGCAGUGCAGGCAUCGGGAGGACGGGCUGCUUUAUUGCAACUAGUGUCUGUUGUAAGCAGCUGAAGAGUGAGGGCAUAGUUGACAUAUUGCGAACAACUUGCCAGUUACGGUUAGACAGGGGAGGAAUGAUCCAGACUUGUGAACAGUAUCAAUUUGUCCAUCAUGUCAUGAGCUUGUACGGAAAACAGCUUUCUAGAGCAGCAGAAGAAUAAGUGUUCAUGAUAUUCCUAAAGGCUAAAACCAAGAGAACUUUUGACUGCAUUCAGAUAUAUUUCAGAUCUAAUAAGAGACACGUGGUAACCUGGCUGUCUUAGCUGGACAAAAAGAUAUAUUUUACUUUGAUAUUGCUUUUAUGCUCUUGUUUGCAUUGACAUUUAAGAGCUGAAGUACACCUGGUCUUAAACAUAUGUGACAGGACAUAAUCUUCACCAAAAAAGGCUUAUUUAUUUUGUAAAUAAGAACAGUAGCUUCAUUUGUUACAAAAUCAAAAAAAGGAAAAGAAAAAAGAGCACUGUCUUCAGUUUGCUGUUUUUAAAACAUAAUUGCUAUUAUAUCAAAAUACAGUGUGAAACUUUUUGAAUUGUCAUGCUGAAAUAUGUGCCGUAUGUUGACUAAGCUUGAAAGUAACUUUUUGCCUCUUUCUGAUUGUUUUUACAUAUAAAAUUACCGAAUACUGUGUAUAUCAUAAACCUCUGAGCCUCUGCAUUGAAAGACUCAAGUGGAUUCAUGUUGAAAUAAGGAUUCACACAUCACGUUUGCUUGGUUUUAUUUUUUUAAAGCAGUCCAUCACUGGUGUUAUCAGAACUAUAGGGAAAAAAGUAUUUCACUGAUGUGAGACAAAUUCUUGCCUCUAGUUCUUACCAGCAACGUUACCCUGCUAUCAUGACAACUUGGAUGAAUUUGUGGUGGAUAGAGGAGAAGUUGAAAUAAUAUUAAUUCUUCAGUUUUCUUUUCUCAAUAUGUUGGCAUCUGAUUCUGUAAAUCAGAUUUGAUUUUUGAAAGUGUUUUGUCUUUUUAUGUGGCCAUAAAAACAACAAUCCCAGUAGUUUUGCCAGAAAUCGGAGGUGAGGAAUUUCUUUUUACUUGAAUCCAUCUUUAUUUGAAAUGUAAUAAUAAGAUCACCCAUAUUUUGAAUUUAAGCCUGUUCCAAAGCUUUAAAGGAGACCAAAUGGCCAGCAUCCAUUAAAAUUAAUAUGACUAGAAACGCAAAUUCCAUAAGCAGCUUAAGAAAAAAUGAUCACGCAAUGUGUGGCUGCUUCUUGAUACAUUUCCCCUCAAACUAAGUUUUGAUAAUGUUAUCCCUUUGUAAUCUCUAGCCCAAGCCGUAGUAAAUAAUGCAGACUACUUCCCAUGCUUUUGUUUUUAGACCUUAGUCUGGCAGUGAAGGCUUCAGUUGGUGUAUUCAAUGCUUAGAGGUAAGCACGUGUUGAAGUUCUUUGAGCAGUGAUAAAUGGAGAUACACAGGACCCUUUACAUCAGAGUGAUUUGUGAAUGGAAGCUGCAAUCAUUUACUGGAAGUAUUUUUGCUUCUCUAUUUGUAACAAUAACCAAAACUCACUGCUUUUGUUAGGGCAGAAGAUUCUGUGGAUUUACUUCGCCUCUUCAUCAGGAAAAGGUAAAGCAGCUCUCAGAACAAUAAGGGCUGAUCCUGCUCCUAUUGAGGUUUUGUCAUUGACAUCAACAGAUGCAGGGUAGGGCCUAAAAUGUUAUGCCUACAACUUCAUCGCUGUGGGGAAAGUUUCCCAGUAUUUUAGUACACAUCCUUUGUGUUUAUUCUGUAUCCAUGAGCCUGUAAAAAUCCUAUCAGCAGGGUUUGCAUGACUAUGUGGCAAAAUGUGUUAUCUUGAACUACUUGAUUUUAUUGCUGUAUUUAAAAUAUUUCCUUCAGUGAGAAGCUAGCAAGAAGAACUGGCAAUCUUUUUAAAAAUACUGGCAGUAGUCAUUAAAUAGAGCAAUAAACUUAAGCUUUUGAGCAUAA
Tympanuchus pallidicinctus (lesser prairie-chicken) is the source of this 4268-nucleotide messenger RNA. RefSeq names its product protein tyrosine phosphatase non-receptor type 5 (gene PTPN5). NCBI's taxonomy places the organism in Eukaryota, Metazoa, Chordata, Aves, Galliformes, Phasianidae. Gene Ontology annotation, biological process: protein dephosphorylation. Gene Ontology annotation, molecular function: protein tyrosine phosphatase activity. The coding region runs from base 925 to 2502 and encodes 525 amino acids. The record is from RefSeq and is a predicted model, not a curated record. The transcript has 15 exons.